AUGCAAUCGAUACUAGCGCUCUCUGAGACUCAGAGGUUCCUAUCACGGUCUUGUACGACUGUGCUGCGUGAAGCACCUAUUCCAGCGAAACAAAGUAUAUCCUUUGCGCUGAAAAGUAUAAAUCUCGAGAAUAUUAGCACAAAAAGGAUGCAACUCUCAGUGAACGAAAGUGCGCUAAUUGCGGGGACGAGAGAGAAAAUGGUUAUUGCAUAUACUCAGCCGGGCAUUGACGCUAUAGUCAGCGACAACUAUGAGCAAAGGCCUCGUUAG
Molecule: messenger RNA, 270 nt
Organism: Penicillium crustosum
Lineage: Eukaryota; Fungi; Ascomycota; Eurotiomycetes; Eurotiales; Aspergillaceae
Exons: 4
Coding region: 1-270 (89 amino acids)
Source: RefSeq, a predicted model, not a curated record